AAUAAUAAACGAUCUUGGGUUAAUUUUAAGUCUUUGGAUUAAAAUAUUGAAAUAUGCACAUGUGUUAUUUUAUGUAUUUGUGUUAUUUUAUGUAUUUGGAUUUAAAUAAUGAAGAAAAUUAACAUGUGGACUUUAAAGUUAUUAAAAGUACUUGGAUUUUAGUUAAUGGUCUAAACACCUAUUUUAAUUUUAGUGUUACCGAACUGUGUUAUAAUGAAGUAAUGAACAAUGAACUAAGCACAUAUGUUGACGAACUAUAUAAUUUCAAGUUUUUGGAUUUUAGUAAUGCAAUAAUACAUAUAUAUUUCAUGUAGUAAUGAUGAACUAAACACAUAUGUUACCGAACUGUAUUAUUUCAAGUCCUUGGAUUUAAGUUAUAAAUUCAACACAUAUGUAAACUAAGGAUAUUAUUUUUGUUAUGAGCUAAACGCAGAUUGAUGACUGAAUAAUUUCCGAAAUGUGUUUUCAAGUUUUUGGAUUUAAGCAAUGAAAAGACAUAUGUUGAUUGUAAAGUUACCGAAUUCUGUUAUUUUCAAGAACUUGAAUGUAAGUGAUGAUCGUAAUACAUAUGUUGACUGUAUAUAGUUACCGAACUGCAGUUCUUGAUAAAACGCAGGCCUCAGAAUUUACAGAAGUUAACGCUAUACUUCCAGUUAUAGGGUGAUGUCAAUGUAUCUUUAUGGCAGACUUUUAUUACCUGACGUAUUGAUUCUGUUUUUGUUGAGCGAUGCUGCUAUAACUCAUAAAGUCAAACGACACGUUUCUUGUCGCUUAAUAACUUCCAGUGAGUCAUUAUUUACAAGGAAGUCUUCAUCGCUUCUCUAAAGUGAGGUCUUGGUUUAAGAUAUCAACAUGUGAAGCUACAGGCAUAUUAUUUGGAAUAUUAGAUGCAUCUUAGCUGUUUAAAUAAAGUGUUCAUGUACAAAUACAGUUUUAUUUACUCAGGAACCAGACUUAAUGUGCCAGGAUAGAUAAAAGAGGAAUAAAAACGGAUAGAACAACAUAAUAAAUAGUUUCAUUUGAUUAGAUAAUAACUACACAAAGUCCAUGUACAUUGUGGAAUCUAGAUAAAAAUAAAGUCAAAAUACUGAUGUGAAAACGUUCACUGAACAAUUAAAUUAUGUUAUUGAUACAUUAGUGUAAAGUUCUAACACACGGCUGAAGGACGUUGCUUUCCAAUAGCUUUAAAACAAUGUAACAUACAAAAAGGCCAAAAUGCAGAUAGAGUAAUUUAUCCAACCAUUGAUUAUCAUCCAAGUAACAAACUUCGUACUGAAAAGGGAUAAAUCUAGGCUCUAUAGAAAUAUUUCAAUUUCUAUAGAUGGAUAAACAAUAUCCGACGUAAGAUACAGUUAUAAAGUUGGUCUAAUUUACCGUUUAACCUUUAGGCUACCAAUGUAACUAGGUUUCUUUAUUGUUAUUUUAUGGAGAAAAUUGAAUGUAUGAUAUCAGUGAAUACAAAUCAGACAAUUAAAGAUUAAAUCUUUCUAAGGUCGUUCAUAUACUAACUAAAUAUGAAAGAAGAACAAAUUAAACCUUCCAUUCAGAGGUGUGCAACGACUGAUAUAGUAACAUUAGGGGACAAGGAAUCCAAACAACUGGACGUUUCGACAAAAGGGACAAUAAAAAAGGCAGUAUCUAUGGAUUCAGGGGAAGCAGAAAUCUCCAAAAUGUCGAAAUCAUGUUUAGGAUCUUUAAAACGUCGUUCUGUCCGGAAACGAACCAGCAAAAGGUCAAAUAGACAAGAACCAGGAUAUGGUCACGAUACUGAGACUUACGAGAAAAUACGAGAACGUGUCUUACAAGAACGCGCGGUGACGAACGCUAUAGACGCUUUACAAGAACGCUGGAGAAUGUUAACAUUUAUGUAUGAGGAUUGUGUUAAAAUGAAUCAGACCAGGAAAGAACGAAAAUUGAAGAAACUAUGUGUGAAAAGACAGUUUGAACUUAUCAUGAUUGUAUCGACAUUUGCUCUUUUUUGUCUAUUUCUAUCAGUAUUGAUCUUUGUUUUACUGAACAUAUGGGAAACUGUAGGAACUAAAAGUAUUCCUGAUUUUCAGUUUCCAGUUAGUUAAAGUGAAUCGAACUUAAAUUUAAAAGUUUGAGUUUUUGUGUCAUAAAUUCAAUAAAAUAUAGUCGUUUAAAGGAAAUUAUGACAUCAGGUCAUGUUAUGAUGUUAUGUUAUGAUGUGCAUAAACGGACUAUUAACUGGAUUAUUACAUUGUAUAAUAUAUUCAGAUAUUGUGAGGUGUUGAAUUAUUUUCCGUACUGUUUCGCAUUUUGUACUUUAUGUACUUUAUGAUAUUUAUCGUGAACAGGAAUAUACAUAAAACCUAUGUCUGCUCUUUCCAGUGUGGAUUUAUUUGAUAAAGUGAUAUUAUUCGAACCUCCUUCGGGAUUCAUUUGAUAUAGAUAAUUUAGAAAUUGAUAUUCUAUAUUUGU
Messenger RNA from Ruditapes philippinarum (Manila clam), 2442 nucleotides. RefSeq lists its product as uncharacterized. The transcript has 2 exons. Bases 1515 to 2075 code for a protein of 186 amino acids. The record is from RefSeq and is a predicted model, not a curated record. NCBI's taxonomy places the organism in Eukaryota, Metazoa, Mollusca, Bivalvia, Venerida, Veneridae.